This is a messenger RNA of Mercenaria mercenaria, 3713 nucleotides long. RefSeq names its product acetylcholine receptor subunit delta-like. The record is from RefSeq and is a predicted model, not a curated record. Bases 129 to 1424 code for a protein of 431 amino acids. The transcript is spliced from 4 exons. Gene Ontology annotation, cellular component: neuron projection; membrane; synapse. Gene Ontology annotation, biological process: monoatomic ion transmembrane transport; regulation of membrane potential; chemical synaptic transmission. NCBI's taxonomy places the organism in Eukaryota, Metazoa, Mollusca, Bivalvia, Venerida, Veneridae. Gene Ontology annotation, molecular function: neurotransmitter receptor activity; transmembrane signaling receptor activity; extracellular ligand-gated monoatomic ion channel activity.
UGUGGGUGACAUAACACUACUAUUUUAUGCAACAAGUGAGGCAUGUGUUAUGCAUAGUAUUUUAGUUAGACAUGUGAAUAUAAGCAAUAAUAUAUUGCACCGCAUGUGAAUUUUGGAACUUAGAAAGCAUGUCAGGAAACCUGGAAGAUCAGUGUAAGAUUUUUGCACUGAUGUGUUUAUUCUGCAUUGUGAAUGCGGCACAAGAGCCUAAAAUAAAGGAUAUAAAAGCUUUAUCAGAUAAGCUGAUGGAUAAUUAUAGCAAAUACAUUUUACCAUCGGAGAACCGCCACGAUCCAUUCAACUUAGCUAUAUAUGUGAAUCUUGAAGCAGUCGGCAAUAUAGAUGAGAUAGAAGAAAAACUGUCCACAGUGUUGUAUCUUGAGUAUGAGUGGAAAGAUGAAAGUAUACACUGGAGUCUAGCUGAUACGAAUGUCAGCUUUAUAACACUUGCCUGGUCAGAUGUAUGGAAGCCGGUAGUACGAGUGAUCAACCCUCAGACGGACUCUUCGAAUACACAGUAUCGUGAUCGUUCAUAUGAGACUGUUUUCUUUGAUAAUGAAGGAUGGGCUUACUAUACGGAAUUGAUGACUACAAGAACGUCCUGUGAGAUGGAUAUGUCGUAUUAUCCAUUUGACACACAAAUAUGCGACAUAAAAAUGACACUUAUUGAAGCAAGCAAGUUUCCUUUAAAACUUCAUGUGGCGCUAUACGAAGGAUUUGCUCUUAAAAACGCUGACCAUGGUUCUUGGGAUCUGAUCAGCAUGAAUAUUUCAUCUAAAGGCGGUUCCUUUUUUAUCGAACUUAAAUUUAAAAGACGGCCAUUAUUCAUUCUAUUGAAUAUCAUUCUGCCCCUUUUUAUAUUGGCUUUACUCACACCUAUUGUUUUCCUUUUACCAAAGAAAUCUGGAGAACGGGUAGGGUAUUCAGUGGCUAUGUUACUAGCCAUUUCUGUAUAUAUGACUAUAGUAAGUGAACAUUUGCCAGAGAAUUCUAAUCCAGUGCCUCUAAUGCCAAUAAUGAUAUUCAGCUGGUAUGUUUUUGACGCUUUUAUUGUCUUAGUUGUUAUCAUCAACACAAAACUCAAUCUUACAACUUCGAGAAAACCAGUUCCAAUGGCAUUCUGUAAAUUCAUUCUGCUUACAAGGAAACUUGUGUGUCAAAGGAAUGAAAAAGGUACAGAAAAAAAUACGACAGAUGAAAGACAAAAGUGUAUUGAAAUGGAAAAUGUUGAAAAGAACGAGGAAGAUACUGAAGGAAGCGAAAGAAUGCAUAACGCGUCAUUUGAAGAACCUAUAAUUUACAAUGUCACGUGGCAGGAAUUAAGUCAUGCUAUUGAUAAAUGGUGUUUUGUGAUUAGUUAUCUGGUUAAAAUUGCCCUUCCUCUCAUAUUCCUAACAGUAAUGAAAUGUAACAGCAGGGAAUAACUCUGCUGCAGUAACUAAAACCGAAAAUAAUAUAAGGACAAGCACAAACAUUAUGUAUCAAUACAGCUAAGCCGAAUUGGAAUAUAUCGUUAAUGGUCCAUGAUUCAACCCGUAAUUUUCAUAACGAUGUUUAACGAUAUCUCGGAUGACGUACGGCGAUAAUUGUUUCGCUUCGUUAAUUAUAUUAUAUAUCAAUAAUCAUUUCAGCAAAAAUGAUGUUCAAAUAGGUAAAUUUUACACGGAAAACAUACAACUGACCAGAAAUCCAAUAUUCUAAUGGCUCUAACAGUACCAACAGAGUAACUAUUAUUUCAGAUAAACUAUUGAAUGUAUAAUUAUUCUGUGACUCCAGCUGCUUUGCUUUCUUUUUCGCGAAUGGAAGUGAGUAGAAAAUCGUGUUAAAUAAUGUUUACUUCAGACUUGCAUCCCUGAAGUUCUCAGCCUAUAUUCAAAAAGAUGUUUUUGGCAAAUCGCUACCGCUUAACGCUAAACUACAGGCAAUAUUCUGUAACUGACAUAUUGUUGCAUAUCAAUACAAGUAAUAUAAAAUGACAGUUUAUUUACAUAAAGUGGAUAGCUUUGGUUUAAUAUAUGACACGCUCUGACCUAAUUUUGGCAGACAUAGAUCACAGUGCCCUUAUUGUUGUCGUCAUUUCGUAAAUACCUGGACUGAUAUUGUGAAAAAAAGCCGUUUUAAACGAGCUUUCAGGCUUACUUAUCUGAGAUGAAAGUCAUUUAAUUUUGACACAUGUAACACUAGUGAAAUGUAUAUGAUAAAACAGUACCUUGAUCUGCAACGAUUCAUUUAUCUUACGUGGAUUUUCCAGACCAAAUCACACCGGACGACUCGUGGAGUUCAUGCUUAACAAAUCUACGUGAGCCGAAUACAACACUGAAGAUUGAGAUACUGUAAAAAUAACCCUGUUAUAUUGUGUAGUUAUUUUUAAAUUUGUUAAUUUAUUCACAUGCUUAAGAUGUUAACCCUUGGUAACCCGAGUGUAUACUGAGUCUGUACCAUAUUUUAUGUAUAAGGUAUGAUAUAUGUCAUAUGAAUUGUCAGUAAAAAUAGUGUGUGUUUGUGUGUGUGUGCGCGCGCGCGCGCGCGCGCGUGUGUGUGUGAUGACUUACAAAUGAAAUACGACCUAUGAAUUCAAUUUCUUAUUUGCACAGUAACUGAUAAUAUUUACAAGGCUUUCAAAUUGUCAACGUACAUGUAUUUCUCAUACUGACGUUAAAUGUGUUAACUGUAAAUCUUUUCCAGUUUGUUUGUAACUUGUAAGGUAUAUCGCUUUUUUUAAUGUUUUAAGACUAGUACGUGUACUUCUGUUUCGUUACAUCAUUCUUGACAGAAGUAAUGGCUAGACAAUUUCAUGUUGAGCAUUCACUGCUGUAACGUUAUACGGUAAAAACAAAAGAACUGUAGAAACCAUCGAUGCUUAGCUGAAACAAAAUCAUUUAAACUCUCGUAAGGCACAAACUCAAUGCAGCAAUUGUAAUAUUCGUACAUUAGUAUUAAUUAGUUCUUUAAAAUAAUUAAUCAGCUCAAUUAGGCUAAUUGAAUUAAUAAUCUGCGAAGAGAAAAAGUUCUACAUUUAAAAUUUGAAGAGUAGAUACAUGUACAUGUAUUUUGUCUUCUACUGAUCCUUAGAAAAGACUUGAUACUAGAUUAUGUAUAAAAAAAUCAUUUAAUCGAAUGAUGAUAAUUUUGUAUUAAGGUAGUGAAAGCCUAUCAACAAUUUCUAUCUGAUUAAUUAUUCUCGUUUGUAUUUUCGUCAUUCUUCGGUAAUUAAAGUAGCUCACAAACGCUGUAUAAUGGACAGAAAAUGCCGUCUGCUACUUUAAAUGUGACGUCAUAAGAUUAUUGACGAGGUUUCAGAAACCGAAGGGAAAGUUUGCAUUACCUUGCGGAUACUACACGUUCGAAUUGAAAACCCCAGUUUUGUAAGAGCGACAUGUAGUUUUAAUUUUUAAUAUUUGAAAGAGGAAACUGAAUAAUGGAAAUGAUGGUGAUCUUUGCAGAUGUUUAAAAUCAAAGUAUUGUAUCUUUUAUCGACUACUAUCGGGUCAGAAAUAUUUAGUUUUUAAACAUCAAACUAGGCUUUAAUUUCACAUUCACGGCCAAAAUUGAGGUAAAUGUCAACUCAAAUAUCAAGUGACAGGCUCAAGUUCAGGAAGACAUUUUGUUAUUGACCUACACAUGGAAUACCGGGUUGUGUAAAUAAAAUUGAAGGCUAGCUGUUAACCGAAUUCAUUUUGAUAUAUAUACGUUUAGUGCCGACAUUGCGCACA